AUGGCGACAAAUAUUUCCCGGGCAUUGCUUCUGUCAGCAACUGCAAACACCGCUACUCCCUUUCUUUACCAAACCCGAACUCUCGGACCGGUAUUGCGAUCAUUCCAGAGACCGUGUACUCCCCUGCUCCAACGAACAUACUCCGCGAGGACUGAUGGCCUUGAUGUCAAUGACGAGACUGACGCCAGCAUAACCACCGAAGAACCUGUUGCCAAAGAUAACGCCAGUCCUGAACCCCACAGAAGCCACCUUCGCAAGCGUGGCUCUUCCGCUCCGCGGCAUUCGGCUUCGGCUUCGGCUUCGCCAGACCAAUUCAAAUCAGUGACUUCGCGGGAGAGAGCAGCGUUCAAUAAACUCUUGACACAAUUGAAUAACGACUCCAAUUCCAACUCCGCUGGAAAAGACGUGGCGACUCCGAGCACGACCGGGCAGAAUGCAAAGCAAAAUGAUGUAGCAGAUUUGAUGAAACUAUUCGGGGGAAUCGUGAAUCUCAACGCGCAACCGGAAACCAAUACUGCAAAGCCUUCGGUAUCAGAAAAAGUCGAGAAAUAUAUACAAAGUCCCGAUGUACUCGAUUCCAACAAUCAGCAAUCCGAGACACCAAUCGAAUCAGACGAGAUCGAGCCCAUAAACGAAGCCAUAUACACCCGUGAAGAACUCGUGGAUCGAGAAAUUUCCAUGAGAGAAGCAGUUGCCCUUGUCGUUCAUCAAGAAACGUAUCGCAUCGAGCGUGCGCUAUUCGAGGCAAUUGAAGGAAACAAAGGCGACAUAGCAGUUUGGGAGGUCUGCAAGACACACAUCUUCUCUAUGCUUCACUACAUGGAAGGACAGACCGAUUCCGCAGAGACAUCGACCACCGCAACAUCAGACAACAGCGUCGUAAUUCCACCGAUGAUCCCGGCCGGCCGGGUCAUUACUACAUUAUAUCCGCGUGCGCUGUUGAUGACCUUCCGCCUCCUCAACACACAUUUCCCCGAAUCACAGCUCAUCAGCCAAUUCCGCGCAAACAUUAAAGCCCAAGGCCGUGCUUCCGCACUACUGGGUGCGUCCCCGGAACUCUACCAUGAGAUCGUUCAUUUCUACUGGAAUGGUUGCCGGGAUCUUCCCGCUGUUAUGUCAUUUUUGCAUGACAUGGAUCUACAUGGGGUUCAGCCUUCGCGAGAGACUCUCGGAUUGCUACGGAGUAUUGAGCAACAGGGUAAAUCUCACUUGAGACUGAGCUCGAGGUCGAGUGGAGAUUCUUGCGAAAGCGGCCAGGGUGGCAGUCCUUUCUGGGAUCUGCCACCGAACCAGAAGGCACUUGGUGAGCUUUGUGGGAAGGGGGGCUGGCUGGAAAGCUACAAGAAGACUAAAAGGCCGGUGACCACUCGACGUGGAAAGCUUUUUUAG
This is a messenger RNA of Penicillium cosmopolitanum, 1389 nucleotides long. RefSeq lists its product as uncharacterized. Gene Ontology annotation, cellular component: mitochondrion. The record is from RefSeq and is a predicted model, not a curated record. The coding region runs from base 1 to 1389 and encodes 462 amino acids. NCBI's taxonomy places the organism in Eukaryota, Fungi, Ascomycota, Eurotiomycetes, Eurotiales, Aspergillaceae. The transcript is spliced from 2 exons.